GCUACGUUCGAAGGACAAAUGGCCCAAGUCCACAUCCCACACUUAGCCGCUACCAAUAGAGCCAAGUUUGCCAUUAAGAGCUACAGCGUUGAGCAUGGAUACCCAUCGAGAAGAAGGUCCUUGGUUGACGACGCCAAAUUCGAGACCCAGAAGAAUAAAGAAGCUCAAGAAGAAUGGAAAAGGCAGACUAGUUCUCAAGACGGUGACAUCAUCAGCGAGGUUUUUGUCGAAGAAGUUGUGCCCGAAGAGAAACAAACUACAAACGUCGUAUUCGGUCUCAAGCAUGGCGUUGAAGCUCUUACAAGUAUCUUGAAAGAGGUCGAAGCCUGCGGUGGGAAAGUGAGCCACCUUGAGACCAGGAACUCACGGAACGAGAAUCAGACGCACGAAGUCUUCGUAUCGAUGGAGAUCACAAGGGAAAAUCUCCUGAAGCUCAUGAAGAUCAUGACCAUCAGCAGCAUGGCAGAUAUGCAGAUCAUCAAAGAAAUAUCGUCAGCCAUAGCAGGAGAUGUCUGGUUCCCGAUGCACAUUUCUGAUCUGGAUUUCUGCACGCACGUGCUUACCAAGUUUGAACCAGAUCUCGACAGCGAUCAUCCAGGUUUCUCUGACCCAGUCUACCGUGCAAGAAGAAAAGAAAUUGCGCAGAUUGCAUUCGACUACAAGUUUGGCCAGCCCAUUCCAAAGGUCGACUACACUCCAGAAGAAGUUCGCACCUGGGGCAUCGUGUACCGUGAAAUGAGGGAACUCGUCGACACUCACACCUGCAAGGAGUUUGCGACGGCCAUCAGACUGCUCGAGAAGGAACUGGACUAUGGACCAGAUGCCGUACCACAACUGGAGGAGGUCUCCAACUUCUUGAAACGCAGCAGUGGUUUCACGCUAAGACCAGCGUCUGGGCUUCUCACCGCCAGGGACUUCCUGGCUAGCCUCGCCUUUCGCGUGUUCCAGUGCACACAGUACGUGAGACAUGCAUCCGCGCCACAGCAUUCUCCGGAGCCUGACUGCAUUCACGAACUUCUCGGCCACAUACCAAUGUUUGCAGAGCCUACCUUCGCACAAUUUUCUCAAGAUAUCGGUCUGGCUUCCUUGGGUAUCUCGGACGAAAACAUAGAAAAGCUGGCAACUCUGUACUGGUUUACUGUCGAAUUUGGACUUUGCAAACAAAAUGGUGAAGUCCGGGCCUAUGGGGCAGGUCUCCUCUCGUCCGUUGGCGAAAUCAAACAUGCUCUGUCGAGCAAGCCUCAAGUACUGCCAUUCGAGCCCGAAGUCACCGCUGUGCAAAAGUAUCAAGAUCUAGAGUACCAGGACACAUACUUCCUCGCAGAAAGCUUCAACGACGCCAAGGAGAAAUUAAGGAGCUACGUAUCCAGAAAAGGAUUCAGACCAUUUGAGGUGAGCUACGAUGCGUACACCCAGUCUAUCAUCAUAUUGGAUUCUCCCGUCAAGCUGCUGGGACUUGUUGACAACCUCAAGACUGAUAUCGCCUUCCUUACUAACGCCCUCCACAGAAUUAAGUGGAAGUAGAAAUGGCGAGGUACAAUUUCGUAUCUACACAAUACAAACACGUGUCAAUAAAGAAAAGUCUUUUGAGGGCAUCUAGCUCAUGCAAAUUCCAUGUGUAUGUGUAUAUAUGUAUAUCUGUGCAUGUGAAAUACGUAGGUGUACACGGACUUAAACAUUGAACAUUGUACGGUUGACAUUGGUGGCGGCAUUUGUGUCUUUAUCUGUAUCGGGCUUUAGUCUUAUACGUGUUCCAAAUGUAUCGAAUAUGCUUCCUUACAAUCUCGCGUCCUUGUU
Messenger RNA from Ornithodoros turicata, 1797 nucleotides. It is a transcript of the gene ple, whose product is annotated as tyrosine 3-monooxygenase-like. Gene Ontology annotation, biological process: dopamine biosynthetic process from tyrosine. The transcript has 13 exons. Lineage: Eukaryota; Metazoa; Arthropoda; Arachnida; Ixodida; Argasidae. Gene Ontology annotation, cellular component: cytoplasm; perikaryon; axon. The record is from RefSeq and is a predicted model, not a curated record. The coding region runs from base 19 to 1524 and encodes 501 amino acids. Gene Ontology annotation, molecular function: iron ion binding; tyrosine 3-monooxygenase activity.